ACAUCAAACAUCGCUACAAAGAAAGGGACCUAAAAUGAAAUAUAAAAAACAGAGGGUGGUGAUUGUUCAACGAUGACUGACAGCGCAAGAACCGCUAACAGCAAGGAGCCAAUCAGAGUAAAGCCUAGGUAACCGUCAAACACGAGCAGCUGUUGCUUUGCGCUCAUCCUGCUGCCUGAGCCAGUCUCGUGACAGCGAGGUCUCGGCAGUGCAGGUGUCUACAGGACAUCAAAGACUUCUACAGCCCCGGAGAAGAUGUGGAAGAAGCUGCCCGAGAUAGUCGGAUGUGUCGUUGUGGUGGAGCUAUGGCUGGUCCUGGUCGCUCAAUCCUUGCCGCUUUUCGACGCAGGGCCACACGUGCACAGCGGUUGGGGGGAGACUAUACGGAUAAGAAGACUGUAUACGGCGCGGAAGCAUGGACAGGAGAGUUACUAUCUGAGGAUACACGAUGACGGCAGAGUGGAUGGAGAGAGGCAUCAAAGUUCCCACAGUUUACUCGAAAUCAGGGCAGUCGCAAUAGGACUGGUGGCCUUUAAAGGAUAUCACACCUCUCUAUAUCUCUGCAUGGCAAAUGAUGGGACACUUUACGGAAUGAACACUUAUUCUGCAGAAGACUGUACCUUCAAAGAGGAGAUCCUCCCUGAUGGAUACAAUAUGUAUAAAUCACUAAAAUAUGGGAUGGCCAUAUCCUUGAGCAAAGACAAACAGCGGCAGCAAUCCAAGGGUAAGGGCUACUUGCCCCUGUCCCAUUUCCUGCCGGUUAUUCACUGGGCCCCCUUGGACCUUAAGCCGGAUGUUGAUGAAGAAGACAGGUUUCAAUAUCACGGUGAAAGUAAAAACUUUCCUAAUGUUGAGAGUAUGGACCCCUUGGGGCUUGAAUAUCAGCUGAACUUUCACAAAAAUCGCCAUGAUAUUUUGGACUCUUGAUGAUGAAAAAAGUAGCAAUUUUGGGAAGCACUAAAGAUGCAAUAAGUUAGAAAUGCACUGGAAGGAGGUUUUCAUAGAGGCCAUGACAGCCGAAAAGAUUAAGGUCAAGUCACCAAAUUUUAUUUUAUUUUUAUUUUAUUUAUUUUUUAAGGAGAAACAAAAUCAGAUGCUAAGAUCCAAUGGAAGUGGCCUAAAGUGUUCAGCCCAUUGGACUGUACUGAAUUUUAUAUUCUCCGUGCUCCGUGCAGACUUGUUUCACCACAACCCAACACACUAUGAUGGGUUUAAAGAAAAACUUUUUUUUUUAAAUAACUCAGUUUUAAAUUUGGUACCUUGGGAUAGGGGUGAAAUAUGUUUUUUGUGGCACCAAAAAUAAUAUUAAAAGCCUCUAGGGUCAUGGCUCAGGCAGAUAACAAUGCUUGGUCCAUAUAAAAGCAUCCCAAUGGUACCCACUGAAUUUAAUGGAGUCUAUCAGGAUUCCAAUAUUCAUCAAAAAUACUGAAUCACUGAUGGACCUCACUAAUGCUGCAUUCACACCACGUUAUUUACAUACAGGUGCCAGGUCCGGCGGGGGAGGGGCAAACCGGGCUCUCCCGUACCCCAGCCGGAUCAGCCCGUGACUCCAUUUACUUUAAUGAGCCGACUGGAGUCAAACGGUGAUGCCGGUCGGCUCAGUUUUGAACAGUAUGCAGUUUCUUGACCGGACCUAAAACCGUAGUAUACUACGGUUUUAGGUCCAGUCCAAAACCGGAUACAGGUCAAAACUGAGCCGACCAGAGUGUACAGAUAAUAUACCGUAGAUAAAUAAGGAUAUUUGUGAAUAAGAUUCCAAAUGUUGUUACUGUAUAGGCCAACUCUUGGAUCCUUAUAGCAGGGCAGAUAUGAAAGUGAGAGUAUUACCCCUUAUUGCACAAACAGUUUUUUUCAUUGUCGUAUUCCUUUAAGGGGUUAAACUACCAGGAUCGGAGGUUUCUCUGGUCCUGGUGGUUAGUGUGGGUGCCCAACUGACAUGUAGAUAGCCUAGCUCCCACAAUGCUGACAUUGGAGACCUGGGAGGCUGUAAAAAGUGACCGCCGUGUGGUUACUAAGGGGUUAAUAAUAUAAGACUUGGUUCCUUUUAUUAUCAUUAUUUUUAUUAACCAAAGGAAAUUGUGUUGUUUUUUUUUUUUUUUUUUUUUUUACUUUUGGGCAUUUUCUUUGAAGCACUUGGUUUUGAAUGCACUAUUUAUACCUAAUUUAUUAUAUGUAAACAUUUCUUAUUUUUUACUAUAUUUAUAUACUGUAUUUAUGUAUGCUUACGUAAAAUCCAUUCACAAUUAUAUGAACUGCUUUGUUGUAUGCUAGUCUUUGUACCAUUUGUAAAUAAAUUACCAUGUGUUCAUGGGA
This is a messenger RNA of Hyla sarda, 2313 nucleotides long. RefSeq names its product fibroblast growth factor 19 (gene FGF19). The record is from RefSeq and is a predicted model, not a curated record. NCBI's taxonomy places the organism in Eukaryota, Metazoa, Chordata, Amphibia, Anura, Hylidae. Gene Ontology annotation, cellular component: extracellular region; cytoplasm. Gene Ontology annotation, biological process: fibroblast growth factor receptor signaling pathway; positive regulation of gene expression; regulation of cell migration. The transcript has 5 exons. Gene Ontology annotation, molecular function: fibroblast growth factor receptor binding; growth factor activity. Bases 256 to 927 code for a protein of 223 amino acids.